Messenger RNA from Ipomoea triloba (trilobed morning glory), 3979 nucleotides. RefSeq names its product cellulose synthase A catalytic subunit 3 [UDP-forming]-like. Lineage: Eukaryota; Viridiplantae; Streptophyta; Magnoliopsida; Solanales; Convolvulaceae. Gene Ontology annotation, biological process: plant-type primary cell wall biogenesis; cellulose biosynthetic process. The record is from RefSeq and is a predicted model, not a curated record. Bases 313 to 3564 code for a protein of 1083 amino acids. Gene Ontology annotation, molecular function: cellulose synthase (UDP-forming) activity. The transcript is spliced from 15 exons. Gene Ontology annotation, cellular component: plasma membrane; trans-Golgi network.
AGACAGGGAUAGAGAUAGUGAAAGAUUAGUGAGAGGUUGUGGGCGACAUUUCAUCUAUUGCUUCUUGCUGGAGUUGAUUUUUGUGCUGCAUUGCGUUCAAUUUGUGGGUUUAUGUACUGAAUUGAAGGAUUUGAGGGAAGAUUUGGUGGAGAGUUGAGCUGGGUCGAGAAUAAUUUUUGUGAAGGGUUUGGGAUAACCGCUAGGACCUCGAGUGGAAGACUGAGAGGAAGGAUUCUGUUUUUAAGAGUGUUGGCCUUGAUGGUCUGUAGCACAUCCAAUUAAGGUUGAUACUCCACAUAGCUGUUCCAUUUUAUGACUCAAGACAAAGUGACAAUGGAUUCUGAAGCUGAUACCAAGGGGAAAUCCUUAAAGACCUUGGGUGAUCAGGUCUGCCAGAUUUGUGGUGAUGGUGUUGGCACAACUGUGGAUGGUGAGCAAUUUGUUGCUUGCCAUGUCUGUGCCUUUCCUGUGUGCAGGCCAUGCUAUGAAUAUGAAAGGAAGGAUGGGAAUCAGUCAUGUCCCCAAUGCAAAACUAUAUACAAGAGACAUAAAGGAAGUCCUGCAAUUCAUAAUGAAGAAGUGGAGGAUGUUGAUGCUCAUGAUGAUUCUGAAAAUCAAAAUGAGAAGCAGAAGAUUGCAGAGCGUAUGUUGAGCUGGCAUAUGACCUUUGGACGUGAAGAAACUGGCGGUCCCAAAUAUGACAAGGAGGUGUCUCAUAACAACAUACCUUUGCUCACAAAUGGAACCGAUGUUUCAGGAGAACUGUCUGCAGCAUCACCUGGACGUCUUUCAAUGGCUUCUCCUGGUCCUGGUGUUGGUACAAAGCAUAUUCACCCACUAACUUAUUCAAUUGAUGCAAAUCAAUCACCCAAUACUAGGGUUGUGGAUCCAGUGAGGGAGUUUGGAUCUCUUGGGCUGGGCAAUGUUGCAUGGAAAGAAAGAGUUGAUGGCUGGAAGAUGAAACAGGAGAAGAAUGUUAUACCAAUGACUACUAGCCAUCCUCCUUCUGAAAGAGGAGGUGGAGAUAUUGAUGCCAGCACAGACAUUUUAGUGGAUGAUUCUUUGCUGAAUGACGAGGCUCGGCAGCCUCUUUCAAGGAAGGUUUCAAUUCCAUCAUCCAGGAUAAAUCCAUAUAGAAUGGUUAUUGUCCUGCGGCUUGUUAUACUAUGCAUUUUCUUGCAUUAUCGUAUUACAAACCCAGUGACUAAUGCAUAUCCUCUGUGGUUGUUAUCUGUAAUUUGUGAGAUUUGGUUUGCAAUAUCAUGGAUUCUGGAUCAGUUUCCUAAGUGGCUGCCAGUAAACCGUGAAACAUAUCUUGAUAGACUUGCUCUUAGAUAUGAUCGAGAAGGGGAGCCAUCACAAUUGGCUGCUGUUGAUAUAUUUGUCAGUACUGUUGACCCUCUAAAGGAGCCUCCUCUUGUUACUGCGAAUACAGUCCUAUCGAUUCUUGCGGUUGAUUAUCCCGUUGAUAAGGUUUCAUGCUAUGUGUCUGAUGAUGGUGCUGCAAUGCUGACUUUUGAAGCUUUAUCAGAAACAGCUGAAUUUGCAAGGAAGUGGGUUCCUUUCUGUAAGAGGUACAGUAUUGAGCCAAGAGCUCCAGAAUGGUACUUUGCUCAGAAGAUUGACUACUUGAAGGAUAAAGUUCAGCCAUCCUUUGUUAAAGAUCGUAGGGCUAUGAAGAGAGAAUAUGAAGAGUUCAAGAUACGUGUUAAUGCCCUUGUUGCAAAGGCUCAAAAAGUGCCUGAAGAAGGAUGGAUCAUGCAGGAUGGUACACCAUGGCCUGGAAACAACACUCGGGAUCAUCCGGGAAUGAUUCAGGUUUUCUUGGGUCAAAGUGGAGGGCUUGACACUGAGGGUAAUGAGCUUCCCCGGCUAGUCUAUGUUUCUCGUGAGAAACGGCCAGGAUUUCAGCAUCACAAGAAAGCUGGUGCUAUGAAUGCACUUGUUCGUGUAUCUGCAGUUCUUACCAAUGGACCAUUCUUGUUGAAUCUUGAUUGUGAUCACUACAUAAACAACAGCAAAGCGUUGCGAGAAGCAAUGUGCUUUAUGAUGGAUCCUAAUCUUGGAAAAUAUGUCUGCUAUGUUCAAUUUCCACAGAGAUUUGAUGGUAUUGAUAGGAAUGAUCGAUAUGCCAACCGUAAUACUGUUUUCUUUGAUAUAAACUUGAGGGGUUUAGAUGGCAUUCAAGGACCUGUUUACGUCGGUACCGGAUGUGUCUUCAACAGAACAGCAUUAUAUGGUUAUGAACCUCCUCUUAAACCAAAGAAGAAUAGGAAGCCAGGAUUGCUCUCUUCCUGCUUUGGUGGUUCAAGAAAGAAAAGUUCUAAAUCUAGUAAGAAGGGUUCAGAUAAGAAGAAAUAUGGCAACCAUGUGGAUCCGACAGUGCCAGUAUUCAAUUUGGAAGACAUUGAGGAGGGGGUUGAAGGAGCUGGAUUUGAUGAUGAGAAAUCACUGCAGAUGUCCCAAAUGAGUCUUGAGAAAAGAUUUGGUCAAUCUGCUGUUUUUGUUGCAUCAACACUUAUGGAAAAUGGUGGUGUUCCUCAGUCUGCUACCCCAGAGACUCUACUGAAGGAGGCUAUUCAUGUUAUCAGUUGCGGGUACGAGGACAAAACAGAAUGGGGAAGUGAGAUUGGAUGGAUUUAUGGUUCUGUCACAGAAGAUAUUCUUACAGGAUUCAAAAUGCAUGCCCGUGGUUGGCGAUCAAUUUACUGCAUGCCCAAGAGGCCAGCCUUUAAAGGUUCUGCUCCUAUUAAUCUUUCAGAUCGUUUGAACCAAGUGCUUCGAUGGGCUUUGGGAUCUGUGGAAAUUCUUUUCAGUAGGCACUGCCCUAUAUGGUAUGGAUAUAGUGGAAGGUUGAAAUGGCUAGAGAGAUUUGCUUAUGUUAACACCACCAUAUAUCCAAUCACUUCAAUCCCUCUUCUUCUUUACUGUACACUUCCAGCUGUCUGUCUAUUUACUGGGAAGUUCAUCAUUCCACAGAUUAGUAACAUUGCGAGCAUCUGGUUUAUAUCCCUCUUCAUUUCCAUCUUUGCGACCGGUAUACUAGAGAUGAGGUGGAGUGGUGUUGGAAUUGAUGAAUGGUGGAGGAAUGAACAGUUUUGGGUUAUCGGUGGUGUCUCGGCUCACUUGUUUGCUGUGGUCCAAGGGCUGCUUAAAGUGCUUGCCGGGAUCGACACGAACUUCACCGUCACAUCCAAGGCAUCCGAUGAAGACGGGGACUUUGCAGAACUCUACAUAUUCAAAUGGACAACACUUCUGAUACCUCCCACGACGCUCCUCAUCAUAAAUUUGGUAGGCGUUGUUGCAGGGGUCUCGUAUGCCGUCAACAGCGGUUAUCAGUCAUGGGGACCUCUCUUCGGUAAACUAUUCUUCGCCUUCUGGGUGAUCAUUCACCUCUACCCCUUCCUCAAAGGUCUCAUGGGACGCCAGAACCGCACCCCCACCAUCGUCGUUGUCUGGUCUAUCCUCCUUGCCUCCAUCUUCUCCUUGUUGUGGGUGCGAAUCGAUCCCUUCACGACUCGGGUUACUGGCCCUGAUGUUCAGGAAUGCGGUAUUAACUGCUAGAAAAAACCGAAGAUUGAAGGAACAAAAGCGGGACAAUGCUGACUGAUUGCUGAAAGUUGGAUUGCCAUAUGGAUAUAUUAUGUGAAGUUUGCAUGUCUAGAACUGGGAAUGUGCAUUUUCUUGUUCCAAUGCUAAAACAAAAUGACGCCGUUUUGCCCCCUCUGUCCUGUAAUCCUGUGUACUCAUUACUCAACUCAAGUGGCAUUCCUUUUUUGUCCCAAUGAAUACAUGGUGGGUGGAAAACUGUAACUGCGCACCUUGUUCAUUGUAAUUUGUAAUUAUUCAUUAACUUGCACUCUCAAUUUGUACUUAGUGAUGUAGUUUUAGUUCAAGUAAUUACUAAUUAGUGCAAUUUGUACUUGUUGGCAUAGUUUUUUGAUUAAUUUGGAAAAUACUAAUUGAUUCUUAAAUUUUA